Messenger RNA from Clarias gariepinus (North African catfish), 6856 nucleotides. It is a transcript of the gene atp2a2a, whose product is annotated as ATPase sarcoplasmic/endoplasmic reticulum Ca2+ transporting 2a. Bases 400 to 3531 code for a protein of 1043 amino acids. Gene Ontology annotation, cellular component: membrane. The transcript is spliced from 20 exons. Gene Ontology annotation, molecular function: P-type calcium transporter activity; ATP hydrolysis activity; ATP binding. Gene Ontology annotation, biological process: intracellular calcium ion homeostasis; calcium ion transmembrane transport. Lineage: Eukaryota; Metazoa; Chordata; Actinopteri; Siluriformes; Clariidae. The record is from RefSeq and is a predicted model, not a curated record.
GUCGCCUUUGACCAGCGGGACUCAGCGGAGCGCGCGCACACUCGGGCUGAGUGGAUGUGAUGUACUGAGCGAGGACGUCUAUCCACCUCUCUGUCUUUCUCCCUAUAUCUCUCUCUCUCUCGCUUUCUCUCUGCUCUCAUACCGAAUUGCGGAAAAACACAUCCCACGAAUCCCUUUCCCCCCUCGUUCUUCUCCAGUGGAUAAGAUCCCCAGGAAAUCCUCCUCUGCAUCUCUGCCUCUGCACAACUUCCUCCCUCGCGUGCUUUGUCUCUCAACUCGUGCCAACCUAAAUGUUUUGGGUGCACGCGGAGACACACAGCGCCUUCUGACUCUCUGCUGGAGGAAAAGGAUUCUGUCUGCUCUUCUCUGCUCCGCUCCGAGUCCUGACCCAUCUCAGCCAUGGAGAACGCUCACACGAAGAGCGUGGAGGAAGUUUACAGCUAUUUCAGCGUGAACGAGAGCACGGGUCUGACGCUGGACCAAGUCAAACGCCAAAGAGAGAAGUGGGGUCCAAACGAAUUGCCCGCUGAAGAAGGAAAGUCAUUAUGGGAGCUGGUCGUUGAGCAGUUUGAGGAUUUACUCGUGCGGAUUCUCCUGCUUGCAGCUUGUAUAUCAUUUGUUUUAGCCUGGUUUGAGGAAGGCGAAGAAACAAUAACAGCCUUCGUGGAGCCGUUCGUAAUCCUGCUUAUUCUUAUAGCCAACGCCAUCGUUGGUGUGUGGCAGGAGCGUAACGCGGAAAAUGCCAUCGAGGCACUUAAAGAGUACGAGCCGGAGAUGGGGAAAGUCUACAGGCAGGACAGGAAGUCUGUGCAGAGGAUCAAGGCCAAAGACAUCGUACCGGGGGACAUCGUGGAAGUAGCUGUGGGAGACAAAGUGCCUGCAGACAUCCGUAUUUGUUCCAUCAAGUCCACCACGCUGAGAGUGGACCAGUCCAUCCUCACGGGCGAGUCUGUCUCCGUCAUUAAACACACUGACCCUGUUCCUGACCCUCGAGCUGUCAAUCAGGACAAGAAGAACAUGCUGUUCUCUGGUACUAACAUUGCAGCAGGUAAAGCCGUGGGCGUGGUGGUGGCUACAGGUGUGAGUACCGAGAUUGGCAAGAUCCGUGAUGAGAUGGCAUCCACGGAGCAGGAGAAGACACCACUGCAGCAGAAGCUGGAUGAGUUCGGGGAGCAGCUUUCCAAAGUCAUCUCGCUCAUCUGCAUCGCCGUCUGGAUCAUCAACAUCGGCCACUUCAACGACCCAGUGCACGGAGGCUCGUGGAUUCGCGGCGCCAUCUACUACUUCAAAAUCGCUGUGGCUUUGGCUGUGGCUGCAAUCCCUGAGGGUCUGCCCGCUGUCAUCACCACCUGCCUGGCAUUGGGCACACGCCGCAUGGCCAAGAAAAAUGCCAUUGUGCGUUCACUGCCCUCUGUGGAGACACUGGGAUGCACCUCAGUCAUCUGCUCUGAUAAGACUGGCACCCUGACCACCAACCAAAUGUCUGUCUGCAGGAUGUUCAUCUUGGACAAAGCAGAAGGUGAGAACUGUUCUCUGACUGAGUUCACUAUCUCUGGAUCGACCUAUGCCCCUGAAGGAGAUGUAUACCUGGAUAACCGACCAAUUAAGUGCUCUGGCUAUGAUGCUCUGGUGGAGAUUGCUACGAUCUGUGCUUUGUGUAAUGACUCCUCCCUGGACUUUAACGAGGCUAAAGGUGUGUAUGAGAAGGUGGGAGAAGCCACCGAGACUGCUCUGACCUGCCUGGUGGAGAAGAUGAACGUGUUUGAUACAGAUGUCAGGAACCUGUCCAGGGUCGAGAAAGCCAAUGCCUGCAACUCGGUGAUCAAGCAGCUCAUGAGGAAGGAGUUUACACUGGAGUUUUCUCGGGACAGAAAGUCAAUGUCUGUGUACUGCACCCCCAGCAAGGGCAAGUCCACCACCAGCAAGAUGUUUAUUAAGGGAGCCCCAGAGGGAGUGAUUGACAGAUGUACAUAUGUACGUGUGGGCGCAACCCGCGUGCCCAUGACUCAGGGCAUUAAGGAUAAGAUCAUGUCUGUAAUCCGGGAUUAUGGCACUGGACGUGACACGCUCCGUUGCCUGGCACUAGCCACCCGGGACAGCCCGCUCAGAAAGGACGAGAUGGUUCUGUCUGACACGGCACGCUUCGGCGAGUACGAGUCUGACCUGACGUUUGUGGGCUGUGUGGGCAUGCUGGAUCCUCCCAGGACCGAGGUGGCCGCCUCCAUCAAGCUCUGUCGUUAUGCCGGUAUCCGCGUCAUCAUGAUCACAGGUGAUAACAAAGGCACAGCGGUGGCCAUCUGCAGGCGCAUCGGCAUCUUCUCCGAGGACGAUGACGUUAAUUGCAUGGCCUUCACGGGCCGUGAGUUUGAUGACCUUUCCCCCGAGGCGCAGCGCGACGCUGUAGUGGCUGCCCGCUGCUUUGCUCGUGUCGAACCUUCUCACAAAUCUAAGAUCGUGGAAUUCCUCCAGGGCUUAGAUGAGAUCACUGCCAUGACGGGAGACGGGGUGAAUGAUGCCCCUGCCCUGAAAAAGGCAGAGAUUGGCAUUGCUAUGGGCUCUGGCACUGCUGUGGCCAAGACAGCCUCGGAAAUGGUCCUCGCUGACGACAACUUUUCCACCAUCGUAGCCGCUGUUGAAGAAGGUCGAGCCAUCUACAACAACAUGAAGCAGUUCAUCCGCUACCUCAUCUCUUCCAAUGUGGGCGAGGUCGUCUGUAUCUUUCUGACUGCAGCAUUGGGCUUCCCAGAGGCUCUGAUCCCAGUGCAGCUGCUGUGGGUUAACCUGGUGACAGACGGCUUGCCUGCCACCGCGCUUGGCUUCAAUCCCCCUGACCUGGACAUUAUGGAAAAACCUCCCCGCAACGCCAAGGAGCCCCUGAUUUCCGGCUGGCUCUUCUUUAGAUAUCUCGCCAUCGGCUGCUAUGUGGGAGCUGCUACAGUGGGAGCUGCAGCCUGGUGGUUCACUGUGGCUGAUGACGGCCCUCAGGUCACCCUCUACCAGCUGAGUCACUUCCUGCAGUGUUCUCCUGACCAUCCUGACUUUCAAGAUUUGGAGUGUCACGUGUUCGAAUCGCCGUACCCCAUGACCAUGGCGCUGUCUGUACUCGUCACCAUCGAGAUGUGCAACGCUCUCAACAGUCUGUCGGAGAACCAGUCUCUGAUUCGCAUGCCUCCAUGGGAGAACGUGUGGCUGCUGGGAGCCAUUUGCCUCUCCAUGUCCCUGCACUUCCUCAUCCUCUACGUCGAGCCUCUGCCGGUCAUCUUCCAGAUCACCCCUCUGAACUUGACCCAGUGGCUGAUGGUGCUGAAGAUCUCCGUGCCCGUCAUCCUGUUGGACGAGUUGCUCAAGUUUGUGGCGAGGAACUACCUAGAGCCGGGUAAAGAUUUAGCUGUGGGGGCACAGCAAGAGAGCUGGAGUGUGUCUGCAUGUGUCCAGGGCAUCUCCUGGCCCUUUAUAGCUAUCUGUCUCCCCCUGGUGGUGUGGCUGUACAGCACGGACACUAAUGCCGGCCGCUCGCUGCGGUAUUCCUGACUGACCGAUCACUGACUGAGGUCUGCGGUGACGCUAACACACGACCACUACACAUUAACCCAGAAACACGAUUAAUCUAAUCCAAGAGAAUGUUUGCACAGGAAUCUGCAUACUGUAUGUUUGGUGUUUUUAUAAUUAGCUCUAAGAGUGACUUAUUAUUCAUUGCUGUAACUGUUGCAUUAAAAACACACAUGAAUUCUUUUUAUAUAUAAAUAUAUUACAGCUAUAUUAUUAUGAGAUGUUAGAAGUAACCAGUGGAUUAAUAUAUUUAUUAGCUAGUUUUCAGAAAGGGUAAGGACCCAUCGGACGUCCUUGCUUUCCACAAGAUGGACUGGGACAGUGUGUGUUUUCAUGACUUAAUCCUGUACAGUAAAAAAACAUAUAUCUAUAUAUACUAGAUUAUAUUGUUUUGUUUUUUUUCUUUUUAAUCGCCCCUGUCUAAUUUAUGAGAUUUUGAAGUACAAUCACGGUACUUUUUUUAAAAAACAAAAUGUUACUUUCUGCAUUUGGCAGAAUUCAGCUACCUCAGUUCCACUUCCUUCUAGUUAACUUUUACUCAGAUUUUCGUUAGAUUCUUGUUAGUUUUCCCCUCAGAAAACCAGCAUAACUCAUUAUCUUUAAAGGGGCACUUUGUAAUUUUUUUAACCCUGAAGAUGCAAAUGGCACUUGCACUGAAAACCCUGAUAUGCCUUUUCCGUACCCAGCAUACCCCACCCUCUUACUUUAAACCUUGUGGAUUGCUUCUUUAAGAAGAGUAGCUCUGUUCUGACUCGGGGUGGAGCUCAUUUCUGGACUAUCUAUAAAGAGAAUGGUGUAAUUUAGAAACAUGUCAUUUUAUUUCCAUGACAGUAUCAGAAUUAUAUUUUCAUUUAAAACAGCUAUGAAAAUGCUGUUUAUUAUUCUACACUGCCCCCCCCAAAAAACAAACAAACAAACAAACAAACAAACAAACUUACACUAAUACCUUGUUGAACCGCCUGUAACUUUGAUAUGCCCGUGCCAUCAGGGAAUAAAAACUAUAGAUGUGGUAACCUGGUGAUUCAGUACAUUCAGGUCGUCGGCUGACUUGAUUUUAUUGUCACAUAACGUUGCUGAGUCUAGACCGGACCCCAGAACACUGCCUCCAGAGGCUUCUACAUUGUGCACUAUGCAUCACUUCAUGUGCUUCCCUUCUAUCCCUGACAUGCCCAUCGCUCUGGAAGAGGGUCAAUUUGGACUCAUCAGACCACAUGACCUUUUUCCAUUGUUUCAAAGUGAAAAUUUUUAUGCUUUCUACCAAAUGCCAUUUUUUUUAAAUUAUUUUUUGAAUAACAUUGGUUUUCUUAUGGCCAUACAACUGUUUAGUCCAAAUCCUGUGAGCCCUCCACAUUGUGUGGAGAAUGAAAAUGCUCUACCUUUCACUGUUUUUUUUUUCUACUUCACCAAGCGUUAAGUGAUCUCUAAAUCAGGCCCUUUAUUAUUGGUUUCUAAGCAGUUAAUAGUUCAGCACUAUCUUUCAGGUGUUGGACAGUCCUUUACCAUCAUUUUAAUGUUUUCUUUGCUUGGCCAAUAAUUUGAUCUUCCUUUUUUUUCUUAAUAAGGCACCGUGUGUCAACACUUAGAUAUUACAGCCUAAACCUUUAAAGUUCGGAAAAGCUCUUUUUCCAAGCUUUAACUUAGUUAUUUAGAAGGAUGAAGAAUAUCACUUGCAAGUAGGAUUUUUUUUUCUGUAUUUUGAGUAUUUUAUUCCAUGACCUUUCGAGGUUGUGGAAAACGUGCACAAUACUGUGGCUUUACUUGUAGGUAAAAAAUGCUGUGUUUCUAUGUACAUGUUAUGUAAAUGAAAAAAAAAGUUUGAAACAAAUACCCACAGCACAAACGUCUCUAGGGAUUUAGAGAAUUCUGAGAAUCCUGCCAUUAGAAAAGGUCAGCUAGAUGUGUUACUUGAGAUAGUUUUUGAUAGAUUUUGCUUUUUCCCCCAUUGGCUCUCAAUUUAUAAGCAUGCUUCGUGAUAAAGUUGAUUUUUCUCCCGUUGCUUUGCCAUACUGAGUGUAAGAACAUAACUCUUCUAACUUUUUGCUCCUGCACCUCCUCACCACUAUACUCUUAUUAAUCCUGAGCCUGCAUUUUCAUUAUUUAAAAUACUAUCUAGUUGCACAGACUUGAGAGACAGGGUUGCCAGAUCUUAAUGUAACUAUUCCCAGACACAGAAUUUGACGCAUUACAAAGUCUAUACUAGACUCCGUAUUACGACUCCAUAUGUAGUACUUAUAAAGUUACACCAUAUUUUUAAAAAAAUAAAUCGUAUCUCAAAUUGGUGUUUUUAUAAACAUCCCUAUUAAUCCUCAUCAUAAUGGAGGUCAGUAACUUUUCCCUUAAAAAACUACACCUUUCUAUUUUAUUUCAUAAGAAAUGAAGCAUUGGGCUUCAUAUAGUUAUAUUUAAGAAUUCAAAAGCACUAUGGAAAAAUAAAUCACGUGCUUAAUUUUAAGUUCCAGAGGAACAUUGCAGACCUGGCAACCUUUGUAGAGAACAUUACAUUUUAAAGCGCUAUGAUGUAAAAGAAUGAUGUAUUUUAAUCAGCAAUGCAUAUGAUACAUCUUUAAAUGAUUCCAUUCUUCAGUCUUUCACUAAAGCUUUUGUAACAAAACAUUCUUUCUUUUCAUUUAUCAUUUGAUCAUCCUUUUUAAUCUUUCCUUUUCUCUCUCUCUCCCCCUCCUCAGCACGGGCCCUGUAAGCCUGGCCUGGUUCUCAGUAAUCCUUGCAGAAGCUGUAAAGGUUUUGUUAGUUUAGCUGAGUAUUUUAAGCAAAACCACAUCGCUCAUGACCUGCAUGCCAACUGUGCCAAGUGCUAAAGAAAAAAAAAUAGUUAUUUUUUUAUUUUCAUUUUUUAAUUGUUAAUUGGAGUGAAAGGUUCUAUGGAAAAGAGACUAAAAUGAGUGAAAUAUUAAGGGAAAUCAGGGUGCAUGUCCCUUUAAGCUAUUCAAACAUGAUGCUGGUGAAAUGCUUCUGUAUAGCACAGCAAUACUUAAUUUAAAUGUAUGUAUUUAAAUACCAAUUGUCAUUAGUGACAGGCACCUGUUAUUUUUUUUUUGUUGUUUUUUUGCAAAAGGACUUAUUUUAUUUUGCGAGAUGUGUAGAUCAACCAAAUGAUUGUGCGAAGGGGAUAAGCCUUACAAGUCACAGUGAUCUGCGUCCUGUUUUAGACCGGAUAAGUUUCGGCAUGAAGGAGCGUGAUGGGGGUUUUUGUUCCUGUGACGACUACAUGACGGCAUGACACUGUUUAACCAGUGUCUAAUAUUGUAAUUAUCAUAAGGAUUUGUGGUUAAUAAAAUAAUAAAUGAAA